Notolabrus celidotus (New Zealand spotty) is the source of this 2670-nucleotide messenger RNA. RefSeq names its product actinodin1 (gene and1). Lineage: Eukaryota; Metazoa; Chordata; Actinopteri; Labriformes; Labridae. The transcript is spliced from 5 exons. The record is from RefSeq and is a predicted model, not a curated record. Bases 610 to 2283 code for a protein of 557 amino acids.
UGUAAGAUGUAAGCUAGCAAACAGAAAUCCGUCUAGCAUAGAUUAGUUGUCAUUAAACUAUCAGUAAGAUGUAAGAUUCUGGUUAACUGUAAUGUUAGCUAGCUAAUCUAAAUGUAAACUAGCAUCAUUAUUAUAGCUAGCUAAAAUCAAUGUAAGCAUUCAAACGUCAUUAUAACCUAGCUAAUGGUAAAGUUAGCAAGGUAACGGUAAUUAUGCUAGCCAACUACAUUAAUUGGCAUUUAAGUUUUUGGCAAGGAAAGAUUUGGGUGCCAACUGUUGGUAUCUACUGUGUUAUCAAAUCUGUCAUUGAACUAUCAGUAAGAUGUAUGUUUAUAGCUAACUGUAAUGUUAGCUAGCUAAGCUAAAUGCAGACUAACGUCGUUGUUUUAGCUAGCUAAAGUCAAUGUUAGCAGGCUAACAUCAGUAUAACCUAGCUAAUGGUAAUGUUUGCAAGAGGGAGACAGUAUUCAGGAGUCAGCGGCUGCUGCAGAGUUCAACAGGAGGCUGAGCCGUAACCGCAGGAACAUCAGCUGGUACAAACAAAACUCUGACUUCUGGGGCUGGUACAAGUUCUUCACUGAAAACGGCAACCAGGAGGCAGUUCAGGAGAUGGACCGCACCUACCUGGCCUACCUCCAGAACAAGAACCGUGCUGAGGGACGUCGCUCCUACAAAGCUUACCUGCGUCAUCUGGGUGAUGUCUACAAGUCCUGCUCCGAUUCUGAUGACCCCAACUGCGUGGCUUCUGCCACCACCAGGCCCAAACCAAAACCUGAGCCUCCCAAGCCUGCACCUGUAAAAACCUGCGACCCCACCAAGGACGCCUACUGUCUGUAUGCUGCCCUGCUCCAGGGUAAGAGCCCCUACCUGCCCCUGGUUAUCCCAGUUGCGACUCCAGCCCCAGCACCAGUGAAGGCCCCUGCUCCUCUUUUUGCCAAGUCAGCUGCUCUAGCCAAGGAGCCCCAGUCUGGGUAUUACUACUACUCUCCCUCUGCAACACCUUUACUCUCCAAGGAGCAGAAAGCUGAGCUGCUGCGUAUCUGUUCCGCUGAUGACGUGGAGUGUCUGCAGUACCACCUGAGAGCCGCCCAUGGUUAUGCACCCUCUGCUGGACCUGUGCCUUCCUACGCUCACCUUGGCUGUGACCCUAGCAAGGACCCUAAGUGCAAACCAAAGUUGGUGCAGAAAGCCCCCUCUGGUCUCUACCUGCAGUACCCCAACUGUGAUCCACGGGAUCCCCGCUGUGCCUAUGCUGCCUCCCUCGCGGCACCCCGUUCCCCAAAUCCCCCUGCCCCUGCUGGUCCUGGAUCCUGCAACCCUCUUUUUGAAGAAGGUUGCAACCCUCUUACCGCCACCAGAUUUGCUACUCCACCCGGUUCAUACAAAUCUGAGCACAAAGAAGAGGCUGCUGCCAUCCGUGCUGCUCCUCCUGCAGCUGAGCAGAACCGUGACCCCUACGCUAUGUUUAGGGAUGCUUAUGCUAAUGCUAAUGCUAACAGAGUCACUGAUCCUUAUGCAAUGUACCGUCAACAAAGCGCCCCCGCCCCUGCGUCUCCUCCUGCCAAUGACCCAUAUGCACUUCUGCGCCAAUUUAUGUCACAAGCUCAUGCAAGUGACCCGUAUGCACCCCGAAUGGAGGCUGCUCCAGAAUCCAACCCAAAUGAUCCUUUCUCUGCAAUCCGCGAAGCAGCGGCUGCUAUGCAUCGCCGUGGCCCUCCCACCGCCCCCAGGCAGCAGUACCCCUUCUCCAGUCAUGAAGAGCCUACACAGGAGGACCGCCACCCUUUGGGUCCCCCAGGCAAAACAAAGGAGGGUUAUGACUGCUUCAUCGGCUACGAUCGGGAAUGCUUUCCUGUGAAGCCCACCAAUCCUCGCACUGGGGUCCACCGCCAAAUCCCAUACUCUGCUGAAGCCUAUGAGCCUCACCUGAAUGCUGAUGGCACCAGAAAUGGCGUCCUGGAACCAACCAAUCUAGACUGUGACCCCGAACAUGACCGGGACUGCCGCCUGCGCCGCGUUGAGCCAGAGCAGACCCAGCCUGAGCAUUACCCUGAGGAGGAUCAACACCAGGGGGCAGCAGAGAGCGAGCAGCAUUAUGAGCAGCAGGAGCAGGACCCGUAUGAGGCUGAGCCCUUCCAGAGCGGCCAGGAGGAACCUCACAUGUCCUACCAGCCACUAUCACAGGGUAUGCCCAGCCUCCAGGACAUACUGAGGCGCUAUGGAGAUCAGUUCCCUGAGCAGGAUGGUCAGAGAGCCUACGCAGACGACUAUCGCCAGAAAUAGAAAUGCUUACACACACGUGCAUGCAAAUGGACAUGAAUACACAGUUUCCUGCGUUCCUGUAGCUUAGCCCUUGAUCGCUUCACGCAGUAAGUCCUACCUGGACCAGAUAUGGGACAUGAGAGAAGCCUAUGGACCCAAUGAGCAAGUACAUCCAUGUACAUCCACACAUAGCUUUGUGCUAAUGGAGCAUGCUUCAAAAAGAAGAGAGUCUUCCUGCAAAGUUUUCAUCUCUUUAGUUGCUUUAGAUCUGUUGCUUUCCAGUUUCCACCUCACUUUCUUAAAACCACUCGAUUGUGUUGUGACUUCUCAAUGCUCAGCUUUGCUUUUGUAUCAAUGCGUCUCACGUUUUUUACUUGUUUGUUGCUUUUUGUCUGAUGAUGUAUGUAA